This is a messenger RNA of Gadus macrocephalus (Pacific cod), 6719 nucleotides long. RefSeq names its product neuron navigator 3 (gene nav3). Gene Ontology annotation, molecular function: ATP binding; ATP hydrolysis activity. The record is from RefSeq and is a predicted model, not a curated record. The annotation marks the transcript as partial. The transcript has 22 exons. NCBI's taxonomy places the organism in Eukaryota, Metazoa, Chordata, Actinopteri, Gadiformes, Gadidae. Gene Ontology annotation, biological process: neurogenesis; nervous system development.
UUGGCCAACAGAAAGCCUCCUUCCUGUCCACAAACAACCACUUCCUGUCCGUACACGACCCCUUCCUGUCCUGAAACGCUUCGUUCUCUCCCCCUCCAGGUUCUGUUCUACCUGGAGAAGACGGAGGAGAAAGCUCACUCUGAGGGCCAAACGGGGCAGAACUCCACGCAAAUCCGUAAGCUGCGUCGGGAGCUGGAUGCGUCUCAGGAGAAGGUUGCCACACUGACCUCCCAGCUCUCCGCCAACGCCCACCUGGUGGCAGCGUUCGAGAUGAGUCUGGGGAACAUGACGUGCCGCCUGCAGAGUCUCACCAUGACCGCCGAGCAGAAGGAAUCGGAGCUGGCUGAGUUGAGGGAGACCAUUGAGAUGUUGAAGACUCAGAACACCGACGCCCAGACCGCCAUCCAGGUGGCGCUGAACGGCCCGGACCACCUGAACAAAGACCUGCGCAUCAGGAGGCAGCACUCCUCUGAGAGCAUGUCCAGCAUCACCAGCGGGGCGAGCCACGCCAGCCUGGGCAGCCUGGGGAGGGACCCCGACGAGAAGAAGAGGAAGAAGAAGAGCUGGCUGCGGAGUUCCUUCAAACAGGCCUUCAGCAAGAAGAAGAGCCGCUCCUCCUCCUCCCACGAGGAGUCGGAGGAGAUGAGCGACUCCCUGCCCUCCUCCCCCAAGCUCCCCCAGCGUAACCACGGUGACCAGGCCGACCAGGGUAACCAUGGCAACCGCCUGGUCAGCCCCGCCGCCGCCACCGGGCUACGCUGUUCACCGUCCGGCACGGAAGGGAGGGGUUUCUCAGAGUUCACUCCUCCCCUUUGGAUCGCUAAGAAAAGUCAGACCGGUCAGGUGGUCUACAAGCACGGCUCCCGGCUGUACGAGUGCUCGGAGGCGGAGACGCAGGUGAUCCUGCAGCUGAAGAACGAGCUGCGGGAGAAGGAGCUGAAGCUGACGGACAUCCGGCUGGAGGCCCUGAGCUCCGCCCACCACCUGGACCAGAUCCGCGAGGCCAUGAACCGCAUGCAGAACGAGAUCGAGACGCUAAAGGCGGAGAACGACCGCCUCAAGUCCAGCGGGAACGCCACGCCCACGGCCACGCCCCUCAAGACGGCCCGCCCCCCCUCCGAGACCUCCAGCACCUCCUCCUCCUCCUCCCGCCAGUCGCUCGGCCUGUCACUCAACAACCUCAACAUCACCGACACCAUCAUGUCAGAUAUCCUCCUUGACGACGGCUACGAGGGCAACGUGCGUAAGGAGGGCCGCAGCGUGAGGAUCGUGGUCUCGGUCAACAGCCACGGCCACAACACAAAGGGCCUGAAAACCCAGGACUACCUGAUCGGGUCCAUCGGGGUCAGUGGGAAGACCAAGUGGGACGUCCUGGACGGGGUCAUCAGACGGCUCUUCAAGGAGUACGUGUUCCGGGUGGACCCGUUGACCAGCCUGGGUCUGGGGUCCGACAGCAUUUUGAGCUACAGGAUGGGGGAGGUGGUCCGAGGGCCGUCCUCCCAGCUCCCCGAGCUGCUUCCCUGCGCCUACCUGGUGGGCCACAACAACCUGAUCCAGGUCCAGCUCAAAGGAGUGAAGGAGAACAGCAUCGACAGCCUGGUGUUUGACACCCUGGUUCCCAAGGCGAUCAUCCAGCGGUACCUCAACCUGCUCUCGGAGCAUCGCCGCAUCAUCCUGUCUGGCCCCAGCGGCACCGGGAAGUCCUUCCUGGCCGCCAAGCUGGCCGCCUACAUCGUCGCCCAGACAGGAAGUGAGGUCACCGAGCACACGGUAGCCAGCUUCAACGUGGACCAGAAGUGCAGCAAGGACCUCCGUCAGUACCUCUCCACGCUGGCUGAGCGCUGUGCGUCGGAGCAGACGGACUCGGACCUCCCCACCGUGGUCGUCCUGGACAACCUGCACCACAUCGGCUCCCUCAGCGACAUCUUCAACGGCUUCCUCAACUGCAAGUACCACAAAUGCCCCUAUGUGAUCGGAACCAUGAACCAGGGCAUGUCCUGCUCUCCUAACCUGGGUCUCCACCACAACUUCAGGUGGGUGCUGUGUGCUAACCACACUGAGCCGGUGAAGGGCUUCCUGGGCCGCUUCUUGCGGCGGAAGCUGAUCGAGACGGAGAUCUCCAGGAACACGAGGAGCACGGAGCUCAUCAAGGUCGUGGAUUGGCUGCCCCGGGUCUGGCAGCACCUCAACGGCUUCCUGGAGGCCCACAGCUCCUCCGACAUCACCAUAGGUCCCCGUCUGCUGCUGUCCUGCCCCAUGGACGUGGCAGGCUCCAGGCUGUGGUUCACCGACCUGUGGAACUACUCCCUGGUGCCCUACCUGCUGGAGGCCGUCCGAGAGGGGCUGCAGCUGUACGGGAAGCGGGCGGCCUGGGAGGACCCGUCCAAGUGGGCCAACGAGACCUACCCUUGGAGCCCCGCCCCCCAGCCCCACGACAGCCAAUCGCUGCUGCUGCAGCUGCGGCCGGAGGACGUGGGCUACGACGGCUUCGGGGGCUCCAAGGACGGCUCCUCCCCCUCCUCCUCCUCCAAGCCCGUCUCCCAGAGCGACACCGAGGGCGACCCGCUGAUGAGCAUGUUGCUACGGCUACAGGAGGCGGCCAACUACUCCACUCAGAGCUGCGACAGCGACAGUGCCAGUCACCAUGACGACCAGCUGGACUCCUCGCUGGAGUCGGCGCUAUGAGGAGUUCUGAAUCCCGGAGCCAAAUCCGAAACACGGACCGAUUCCGGAACAUUCUGCCAGACCGGGUUCUGACGUGGACACACAGAGUCCUACUAUGACCCCAGACGUUACCUUAAAGUUUAUUAUAGUAUGACGACAACCACACACACACACACUCCUCAGAGUUACCUUAAAGUUUAUUAUAGUAUAAUACCAACCACACACACACACACACACAGUCCCUCAGAGGUUGGUAGCACAAAUCUUAUAAUUCCACGAGGGAUGGACUUUACGACCUGAGGGGGUGAUCAGCACUUUGACCGAUCAAUAAGAGUAUUAUCGUCUACACCCAGGGUGGGGGUCAGAUAAGGGGGUGUGGCCGGAAGGGGCGGGGCUUAAGGAUCUGAUGUUUACAGUAGACGCCUUGGUUUUCCUCAUUUGUUUACAGAGGUGCUAAUAAAUCACACACACUGACACACUAUCACUCACACACAUACAGAUCACACACAUACACGUGCACUCACCAAUGCACACACACAUGCUCUUACAAUCCCAAAUAUUCCUUUAUGUACUCGGACCACACACACACACCCCCUCCCAGGCCUUUAGAUCCAUGGUGCUGGUUCAGCGCCCAGGCCCUGUCCUGCCCGCGUGCCCACGAGUACAGUGUUGAUGCUCUCCAAACCACUACUGUGAAGUACAACGUGCCAAGGCUUUGAUUUACUGCCCAACCUGCACACACACACAAACAUACACAGACAUACAUGCAUGUACACACACAGACACAUGCAUGCACAGACACAUACACAACACGUGUGCACACACUCACACAGGAGCGUGCACAUGAGCGUCACCGGGACGUGUACAUGAACCCAGCGGCAGAAUUAGGUUUGGUUUGGCCGCCAGAAGUUCGUUUUCACUCCAAAUCAAACCUUCUAAAGUCCCACAGCUCUGGUGACACGCCACGGGGUUAGCACUGAGGGCUAACCAUAGCUUUGCAUUAGGAGUUAGCACUGAGGGCUAACCAAAGCUAAGCAUUAGCGGUGGCACACUUUCUCACUGCCUUAAGAAAGGCUUCCUCAACUCCCAUUGGCUACCUUGAGAGGAAGUGAGUGUACUACUUCCUGCUGUAUCUCCGGACAGACGCAGGGUGCGGGGCGUCUGGUGGAGGGUGUUCCCGCCAGGGGCUCAUGAUGUCACUUCCUGUGUUAUCUCCAUGGUCAGGUGUGGUUUCCACACGUGACCACUCUGACUCCAGAGCCGACAGUAAACACACGUCCUGGCGGGAGGGGAGGUGUUCUAUUGUUGACGUUAUAUCCAGAGGUUUUCUUUACAACGGCGUUAUAUCCAGAUGUUUUUUACGUUGACGUUAUUCCCGGACGAGCUGGGCUCACCUGGGAGGGACGCCGAGCAUGGUUUUAGCUUCCUGCGGUCAGUUGUGUGUGUGUGUGUGGGGGGGGGGGGGGGGGGGGGGGGGCACACAAGCCUCACUGCUACGUAAGGGCGUGUGGGACAGAAGCCAUUUUGAUUCGGGACGGUGUCUCUGUUUAAAUCGCUGGUUGGGGUUUUGCACAGUUAAACAUGGGGUGGGGCAGGGGGGGGUUGGUGUGUAAAUAGUUCCGUCUUGCACAGUGAAUCAAAGAUACUCUCUGGCCUGUGGAUGUUGCGUUAUGUUUACCCGAUGAAAAUACCGAUCAUGUUCAGAAAAACAAAGAGGAUUUAAAAAAAAUAAAGAAAUGCAAAAAAAACCCUCACGAGGCGGGGGUAUAUAUGUGAUGUGAUUGUUUUGUCUAUGCAGGAGACUCGCGGUGACCAGUGUGCGGCUGUCAUUUAACUCAGUACAACGACGACGCCACUAGAUCACCAUAAACCAACCCCGUUCUCUUUCUCUCGUCCAACACUUCUCUCCGUCUUUAGUACGAGCACUUCCCCUCCUCCCUGUUUAAAACCCAAGCUCUGUGGUGCCCAAGGGUUUGAGGCCUGGAAGGACCCACCGUGCCGGGCCUCAGGGUUUGGUUCUAGGCUGGAAGGACCAACCGUAGCCUGGCUUCAGGGUUUGGUCUGAGGUUCCCUGGCUUCAGGGUUUGGUCUGAGGUUCCCUGGCCUCAGGGUUUGGUUGGAGGCCUGGAAGGACACACCGUAACCUGGCCUCCGAUUCUUUCUCCGGUGCUAGGACGUCGGCAGCCAUCACAGCCUCAGGACAAUCUAAAGCCUACUGUACUACCUACACUCCAUCGCUGUGGUUACCUUGGUAACAACCUAGUGAGGUUUCUAAUCAAAACCUACCAUCUCUGGAAACCUGCUUCAAUGUCCUUAACCAACCACACUCCUGCUGGACCAUGUCCAUUUGGUCGAUACUAAAGUACUACGGUUUGAGAGAAAACAUUAAAAAAAAGUUAUAUCUAUCUAUCUAUAGAUGUAUAUAUAGAUAUACAUGCAUACACUUUUGGGGUGAGUGAAACAUUUGUCCUUUAAAUGUUUUAUACUUUGUACAUUUGUAUGUAACAUAUCAUGUAAAUAGAGAGAGGGAGAGACAGUGAUUUAACUCAUCUGGAGGAUUUUGUAGUCUUUGUAAAGCCCCAAUAAAUGGUAUUUGGUGUCAGCAAACUUCUACCCGUGUUUCUGUGCAUGGUUGUGAUUAUUGUUUGUACUAGAUUCUCAUUUUAAGGCCUAUACUGGGAAAUGUGAAAGUUUAAUUCAACAAGAAAGAGUUCAGCAAAACCACUUUCCUGAUCACCACUUUGAUUUAGAACUUUGACAAAGUAAAGAAAGGCUGGUGUACAGAAACCUGCUUUAACAGCUUUGCCACACUAUGUUAUCGCCUAACUUGUCCACACUAUCUCAUUCAUAUAGCAUUUUAGAUAUGAUAAGGAUUCUAAUCCUUAUCAUUAUUGCUGUAUUAAUUCAUCAUUAAUCAAGUAUGUCCCAGCUGUUUCUUUAUCAUCAUAUUGAUAUCAAUACAAUCUGAACACAUAAACAAUCUAUUAUUGGGAAGUUGAUGCGAGAGCUUUUACUUUGAAGUAUGCACCUAUGCUCUUCCGGAAGACCGCGGAUGCAGACCCGCGGACUGCAGACGGAACUCAAGCCGCAACUUUGUUAGCACUGGCGAUGAGCUGACGGUUAAACCCCGAGGAGCGGUGGCCCCGCUCCGAGGACCUGUGGCCCCGCUCCGAGGGCCGGUGGCUCUUCUCCCGCGGCACUCGUACUGGUUCGACAUGUGGCUCUUCGUUGCCUUCGACGCACUUUUUUUCCUCUUCAUGCUCUUCGUUGUUCCCUAGGAGGUCGUCCUCUUCAUAACAACCAGACACCAGUCGCAGACCCCCGCUGUGGACCGGUCGGAUCGAUACCAGAUUAUUGAAAGGUCCAAAGUCGGAUUCGUGGUUGCUUUGUUCAUUGAUCAGCAUGAACCAGGAACUUACUCGACCUAACAUCUAACAUGAAAAUUCCUCCAGCUCUUCUCGACAUGACCAUUAGCUUUAAUAAACGUAGCUUCACUGUGAUCACAUGACAUAGUAUUUAAAACGCACCAAAUGAUGAUUCCGUUUUAAGUUAACGGUGGCAUUGUUCCAAAUCUCGGCUCUGACCUGUGUCUGAUUAAACUGACAUGAGAUCUCCAGGAACCGCCUGGACAAGUCCACAUGAAGACCAAUAAAGCGUUUUUUUUAAACUAUCUUUGACCUUUGGGUUACUGUACAAAAUAACUAAAUGUUGUUUUUACAUUAAAUGAGUUGACUAUUGCCUGUUUUAGGAGGUAGUUAUGGAGUGACGGAAUAAAGAGGUACAUCCUAUCUGAGUGUAAUCUAGAAGAUGACCGCACUGUGGCGGUAGAGACCACUGUUCUCUCUUGGGUUAAUUAACUGUCGAUCAAUUACGACACACUUUUUCUGCACUUCACCUUUAUGUUGACCUGUCAACAUUAAUAACUUCAUUAACUCCUUCAAGAGAUUUCAGGCACAGUUGAAGGAACCUUGGUGUAAGGGUCAUGUUAUUGUAUCGUCUUUCAUUCAAAUGGAAACAAAUCUAACAAUAAAAAGUGGAUUUAUGAAAUCACGUCA